This is a messenger RNA of Osmia lignaria (orchard mason bee), 4472 nucleotides long. RefSeq lists its product as uncharacterized. Gene Ontology annotation, cellular component: centrosome. Gene Ontology annotation, biological process: microtubule anchoring. The record is from RefSeq and is a predicted model, not a curated record. NCBI's taxonomy places the organism in Eukaryota, Metazoa, Arthropoda, Insecta, Hymenoptera, Megachilidae.
UCUUUUUUCAAUAUCCAAAUUCCCUAGUCGAAGAAAAAAUAAUCUCUAGAUAAACAUUUGUGAAAAGAAGACACGCGAUGGAAAGCAUAAAUAUUUACAUUUCUUGAGUGUUUGUGAGAAUAAUUUUUAUUUAUAAUCAUGAUAGACGGCAAUAUUUCCAUGGAGGAGGAUACCGAAUUACGAGAUUUAGUGGUACAAACCCUUGAGAAUAAUGGUGUCCUUGCAAAAGUGCGGGCAGAACUCAGGGCAAGUGUGUUUUUAGCUCUAGAAGAACAGGAAUCAGUUAUGAAUCCGGAACCACUUCUCAAUAAAACUGUAAAGCAGUACCUGGCUAAUUCAGAAGGAAAAUUGUUGUUUUCCUUAGUUAGGGAGUUCCUAGAAUAUUUUGGUCUUGAUUAUACAAUAUCUGUAUAUGAUCCAGAAACCUACUUUGGAAAAGAAUAUAAUUAUGUUGGAAGAAAUAAGCUAUGUGAAGAAUUAGGUAUUGAAUCUAAUGAGCCAUUACUUGGAGAAAUUUUAAAGAAUAGCAUGAACAGUGCCUUUAAUAAUACACAAAAGAAUGAAACUAAUGAUAGCAGAUUUAACAAAACAGAUGAAACUGCUGCAAAUAAUGCUAAUGCAACGUUUGACAUUUCCAUUCCAAAAGUAUUACAUACUGAAACUGAAUCAUUAUCAAAUGAUAAUGAUGUUUCAGAUAAAAUAGAGAGUGUUUCGCAACAAAGCCCAAAAGUUCCGAUAAAUGUGACAAUAACGGAUAAAAAAAAUGAGGAAACAUCGAUCGAUGUCUCGACUGACGAAUCAAAUUGUGAAAAACUAAACGAUCAUCUCAGGAAUAGUACAACUUCGGAAUACAAUGAGAAGAAUAGCGGAAUUGAUAACAAAGGGAACAAUAAUAUACAUUUUGAUACUCUCCCUACAAGUCAAAAUGGCACAAGUAUAGUGAUGAAUCAUAUAGAAAAGGAGACUGAAUUAAACACAUCCAUCCAAACAAAUUUACUAAAUAAAACCGAGCCUUUAAUUAAGUUUGAUGAAUCUAUAGUUACUGAAGUGCAAACAAAUCAAAAUGAGAAUAUAAGUAAGCAAAAUAAUAUAAAUAGUUUGGAACUACAAAUAGCGAAUAAUGUACAAAAUAAAAAGUCAGUUAAUACUGGAAGCAGUUUUGGCAAAACUGUAUACUUUGAUGAAAUUAUUGUUGAUGGAAAGAAAGAAAAUAUCAAUGAUAUAUGUAACACAGAAACCUUUUUACAAGAUUUACCGUCGUUAGAUAAAAAACCUCAUUCUAUACUUAGUGAUCUCCCACCAUUGAAUGGUAAAAAAACUAAUAUUAGUGAUCUGAAAGAAUUGAUGGAUAUCGGACUUGGAACUGAUGGUACAGAUAACUAUGAAGAAGAUUUUGUUUCAUCUGCAUCUGGUAGUGCUUAUGAUCAAAGUCCUUCUAAAGACAAUGAAAAAACAGAUAGCCUAAUAAAAUUACAAACAAAAGAUCAGGAUAAAAUUCAGAGUGUCCAUAGCGAGGAUAUAAGUGAAGAAAUCGAAGAUAUGGAUGAUAUACUCAGCAGUACAUCAUGUCUUGAGGAUAUAAAUAUGGAUAAAAAUAUAUUAAGUUUUGCAACGGGUAUCACGGCAAAUUGUGCGAAAGAACUAUAACUAUAAAUUACAUCAUUACAGAGUUUCUGUAAGAGCUUUAAGAUGCUAUUUCUUUAACAGAAUUGAAAUUUGAUAUCCUAUAAUAGGGCAACAAGUAUAUUAAUGCAAAUUGCUGUGAAUUCAUGAAUUUGCAGAAUUUAUUUUGGUUUCUGACAUGGCACUGCCAUUUAUGGCUCAAUACUUAUAAGUUUCCAUAUAAGGAACGUAGAAGGAAAAUGUCUGAACAUAUAUUUAUCAGCGGUUAUAUUUUUCGUACUUUAUAGCACGUUUCUUGAUAGAAACAUAUUUUUAUAAAUGGUAAAUUUUAUUUUAGCAGUAUUUAAAAGUGACAGUCUUUACAUACUUAAUAGAUUUAAUAUUGUGUUUUUAACUCUUUUAUGAAAAUUUUAUAAAAGUUUUAUGGAAAGAAACCAAGCACUGUAAAAUAAAUUAAACUGCCAUUGUUCUCUACAGAAAGAUAUUUAUAAAGUUUUUUAAUAAUUUAAAGUGAAAAAGAUCUGAAAGUUUCAAGAAAAAUUUUGCAUCAAAGCAUAAAUUAUAUGUAUAUUAUUAAGCAUUGUAAGCAUCACUUUGUGAAUUAGAGAAUAGUUAUUUAAGCAUCAAAAAAUUGCAUUACAUAAAAAUUGGAGAAUAACAUUUAAUCAAGUUAAAUACUUAAUGUUUCAAUUUGGAAUACGUAAAUGCAUUUUUCUGUUAACAGUUCUAUGGUGUAUUGUUAACAAAAUUAUAAUAUUAAGAUUUUUUUACUAUAACCAUUUUCAGACAAACCGCCUUCUACGUUAUUCUAUAAAUACGCCUAGUAUUAUUACUAUUAAAGCCAAUUAUCUCAAUGUUAACAUACUUUAAGAAGCGAAAAAUUGAUCAGUUGAAUUAAUUGUUGUUGAACACUUAGUUAUAUUUUUCACAAAAUUUUUUACCAUUAUGUUGUGUUUAUUAGAAAUGAUUCCUGUGUCUGAUUUUACGACUGAAACGUCAUUAAUUACCUCAUUUAACUAAUGUUACUGGUAUAGUAUUGAUAGCAAUAUCAAUAAAUCAUCCGUCUAAAAAUGGAUUGCCUAAAAAAUGCAUCAAAUUAUUUUUUUCAAAGACAAUGGUGCUAAAUGCAUAAAUUUAAAGUUACUUAUAAAGGUUGAAGUUACUCAAUGGAAAUUAGGUGCUAGUUUUUUUCUUGCAUCUAAAAUUUGUAAUACUUAAAGAACUAAUGCAUUAACUGCAAUAAACUAAGUAAUUCAGUUUUAUUUUUUGGGCAAUCCAGUACCUUGAUAAACAUAUUAAUAUAAUAUUACUAUGUCCCAUAUAAGAUGCAAUAACUAAGUACAAUUCACAAUGAAUCAACUGGAUGCUUGACAAAUCAAAAUCUGUAACAAAUGUACAGCCUGCUUCUUUCACAAAACUUUUUAGUAGCACAUAAAUAAUGUAAUAUCAAUAGGAAAUACUGUAAAUGAUUCAAACAAAGAAAUUUCAUAGUCUAGCAACAUUUUCUGAUAUUUUAACUAAGAAGAUAAUUCUUAUUCAUAAAUUUUACUAUGCAAAAUAUUUUUUGCAAUAACUGAUUAGUAAUUUCCAAUUUUAGUCAUAAUAAUAAUAAUGUUGUGUUUAAUACAGCAGGAUUGUAUUUAUUUAGUAUUCAUAAAAUAUCAUUUUUUACUUUAUACUUAUUUUUAAAUUAUAAUUUUUGCAAAAUCAUUUGUUUAUUUAAAUCAUUGAAUACAUUAUCAGUGAAGUAAAAGAAAUGACAGAAUUUGGAAUUUUUGCUUAUGUAGCAUCAAUUAUAUACCUAGAGUGAUGAAAUCACUUAGUUUGAAUCAACUUUUAUCUCUGUGUAUAUAUUAAAGCAGGUGUGUUCCUGACCAAUCAACGUGGUUACAUUUUAGCACCAAUAUAAUAUAUAAUUUUUUAAAGCAAUUUCAGGAUAAUACUGAACAUUCCUAAACUUUAUAGAAUGUAAAACAUAGAUACAUUCCAUUGUUAUUAAGAUUAUUGCAUUUUUGUUGUAUUGUUAGCAUUAGCAGAAAAUUUAAACAAUAAGUAUUUUUCAUGGUAAAAUAUGAGCGCGCACGAGAGAGAGAGAGAGAGAGAGAAAGAGAAUAAUUUAACAAACGUUUUACAACUAUCAUGAUACAUUAAUAAAUUUUAUUUUACAUUUUUAUAAAGCUAGAAAGUGUUUCUGUAAGCAUUUCCAUUGCAAGGUAUACAUACAUUUUUAUACGAAAAUUGUUUCAAAAAUAGAUUGCAACCAAUCCUAAGUUGCUUGAUAUAUAAUUCUGUGUACAUUUUAUCAGAUACAGAAGUCUUGUUACAUAUAUACAUAUUUUUUGUUUAAAAAUAUGUAAAAUGUACAUACACAAUAUGUUAUAAGUAUGAAACUUUUUAUCUUAUAUGCCAAACAUAUAAGUAAAUGCAGUACAAAAAAAGUUGGGAAUAUAUUUUUUCAGAUCAGAAAGGUUAACAAAUUUGUUUUUUGAUAUAGAUAUAUAUAUCUUUAAAACUGUUUUUAUAGUAAGAAAGAUACCAUUAAUGACUAAUAACAUCAAUUUGUUAUGUUACAAAAAUGUCUGUAUUAAUCUGUACAUAUACACAUAAUGAAUGGCAUUUGAUUUGUUGGUAUUCAAUUUAAUCAUAGAUUUUGCAAAUGCUGGUAUAAAAUAGUUAUAAUUAUUGUUAUUUACUAAUUUAUAAUACCAGAUCGAAUGGAUGAAGUAUUAAUGAAUUACUCACAAUAUUUUUUCAUACAGCCCUAGAAAUUUACUUUUGUAACCACGUUGAAAUAUUGGUAGCUAUAUUGUGCCUUUUAGUGUGUACGAAUAAAAAACAAUGCAAAUGCA